AUGGCACAUGGACCCCUCGCUUCUGAAAUUGUAAAAAAAUCUAAGUUAGCGGUUGACAUGCUCCAGGGAGAUCUCCAGGGACUGAACUCUUCGCCUGGGGAAUGUGAAACCCAUACAUCAGCAGUGCGUCAAGCUAUCUUCCAUACGAUUGACAGGCACUUUACAAAGUUCGAGUGGUGCGAAAAACGCCAGAUAUGUGUAUCUUACGAAUGGCGCAAAGGGGAGGACGGGGGCAAGCGAGAUUCAUUGGGAUUACUCGCAGUCGGGUCGCCGCUUGCCAGAACGGCUCCUGAAAGGCACUCCGUGGCGUGA
Trichoderma harzianum CBS 226.95 is the source of this 312-nucleotide messenger RNA. RefSeq lists its product as hypothetical. The transcript has a single exon. The record is from RefSeq and is a predicted model, not a curated record. NCBI's taxonomy places the organism in Eukaryota, Fungi, Ascomycota, Sordariomycetes, Hypocreales, Hypocreaceae. The coding region runs from base 1 to 312 and encodes 103 amino acids.